Messenger RNA from Acaulospora colombiana, 3291 nucleotides. NCBI's taxonomy places the organism in Eukaryota, Fungi, Glomeromycota, Glomeromycetes, Diversisporales, Acaulosporaceae. The record is from the annotation of a GenBank genome assembly.
CCAUUUCAAUGGUUGGUCGCGUCACACGAUUUGAAGCGGCGCUCCAUUCUUGAACACCCGCCACUACCUCCUGAUUCUGGCGAGCGACACCCCUGCGAACCCAUGAGCGAGUAUGACGAAUAUUUCGAUUCUCUCGAUGAUGAGGUGUUGGCUGAAGUAAACGCGCUCGAGGCGACACAUAAUGAACGCCAACAGUCUGCAACGAACAGAACAGAAAGCACAAAAGACGCGCCAAAGGCCCUAAUAUUGUCAGAUACGGAAUCAGAGCUCGAGUUUGAAGAAGUUUCCAUGAAUGUAGAAGACAUGAAACGGCUGGAAGAAGCAGCUUCCAAACGCAUAAAACAAAUAGGAUCAUCCAAAUGGAUUGCACCGGCUCAUAACAUGGCUACCUCUCGACAAACCAACUUAUUCGGAGAAGUUCUGGAUAAUCAGCCUCAGUCCCAGCAAACACAGCACAGACCAGCCUUUGGGCAAAAGCUUAGGAAGACUAAGGUGUGGGACAAGACGGCCUUUGCAAAGACAGGCUGGAGAAGUACCAAACCACCUAAAGGACGUAAAGGAAAGGGGAAAGCAGUAGAUGAAGAAAUGGGUGAAGAGGAAUAUGUUGAUCUGGAGGGCCUACCAGAGCCUUUCAUGCCUCUGAGUGGUUCGUGCAUUUCCCUCACACCUACUAACUUCUCUAGGCCUCUCCAACCGGAUAAAUUGGCUAUGAAAGAAUGGAUAUUUCCUCUCAAUAAUCCAAAGCGAGAUUAUCAGUACAAUAUCGUCCAGCGUAGUCUUUUCGAAAACUGUCUCGUGGCCAUUCCCACCGGUGUUGGCAAAACCUUCAUUGCUGGGAAAAUAAUAUUUGUCGCGCCAACCAAGCCCCUUGUAGCUCAACAAAUCGAAGCUUGUCAUCAUUCAUGUGGAAUUCCUGGAACAGAUGCAAUAGAACUGACAGGACAAAUACCCCGAGAAAUGCGAGCAGUCCACUGGAGAAAUAAAAGGGUGUUCUAUAUGACACCUCAAACCUUGGUCAAUGAUCUAGCAACGUCGACAUGUGACCCGACAUCAAUCGCCCUCCUCGUCAUAGAUGAGGCACAUAAAGGAACCGGCGACUAUGCAUAUGCACAAAUCGUGCGGUUUAUGAUGGCAGUAAACCCGUUCUUCAGGAUCCUUGCGUUGACAGCCACUCCCGCGAGUAAACCUGAGGCUGUUCAGGCGAUUGUCGACUCGCUACAUAUCAGUCAUAUCGAGAUCAGAAAUGAGGGUAGUAUGGAUGUACAGCCAUAUAUGCGCAAAAAGUUGGAAUACAGUAUUACGAUGGGAUAUCGUGCCUUAAAAGAAGUAACCGAAGGCGGUAAACAGCAAGCGAAGAAAUUUACCUCAAGUAAAGGAGACUCUAAGAUUAGUAACGAUCCAAAUUACAUUGCCACUAUCCGAGAGAUGGAACGACAAAGAGAUCUUCUUCGGAAUCGAUUCCCUGCUCACCCCAAAAUGGAUAAAUUACGUACGAUUGCAAUCCAACAUUUUGCUCGAGCUGAGUUAGAGGAAGAAGGCAAGAGCACAUCGAGCUUGGGCGUUUCUUCCACAAAAAUGAUCGUCUUUUGCACCUUUCGUGAUUGCAUAGAAGAGAUUGUGGAGAUCUUGAACGAACAAAGGCCCAUGAUACGGGCCCAUCGGUUCAUAGGACAAAGUACAAACGCCAGAGGGAAAGGGGUUUCUCAAAAGGAGCAAGUAGAGAUUAUUAAACGAUUCAAGGAAGGAGAGUAUAAUGUCCUCGUAUCGACGUCAAUUGGAGAGGAAGGUCUCGAUAUUGGAGAAGUGGAUGUUAUCAUACAACGCAUCGGACGAACAGGCCGCAAGAAAGAUGGCAGAGUGGAAGCCCUUGUUACCAAAGAUCGAGAAGAGAACAAUUGGGCCAAAGCACAAGAUACAUACAAAGUGGUACAGCAAACUAUUGUUAGAGGCACAGAUCUCGAACUCUUUGGGGAUGUCGAACGACUUUUACCUGAGAGUGUCCAACCGAAAUGCAUCGAGAUGAUUAUGGAGAUUAUCCCCUAUGAAAGAGAGGAACGGAGAAGGGGUUCAUCCAAACAAAAUGCUGGAAGAUCUGGUAGCACGAACAUCAAGGAUGCACUCAUGAAACGUUCCCGAGUUGUAGAAGAUGACCCAGAAGCUGGCUCGCCUGUGAAGAAAAAGGCCAAGAAAUUUGUGGAUUCGGAAUCAGACGGAGAGAUACCACCUAUCAAGAAAACGCUGACAAAAUCAAGGAGCCUUGUUAAGGCCCAGCCCUCUGGAUCAGCAGGAUUCUCGUCAGCACGAAGCAUGUUAUCAAAUGCGCAGCAUGAUAGUCAUGAAGAAGGUGGACAACCUCCCAACUCUCGAACUAUUUUCAAGGUUACUGCCCCUCAAAAGUCCGGCAAGAGUAGCAACCCAUCAGGGUCAAGAUCGAAAGCAGCAGAAAGACGACCUGUUACGAAAAAUACUAUGUCAUGGCUCUUCGACUCUGAUUCGGAUUCCCCGCUGAACGCCCAGGCUAAUAACAAAGAAGACGCGGUAAUCGAACUCACGGACACCGAGGAAGAUGAAUCAGAUGUGGUGUUAGAAGAAGAUCGCGUUACUCCAUCUCACAUUGAGAAAGUUAAGUCACAAGAUGACGAGCCUGCACAUCGAGCAACUUCAUCGCCAGACUCCUCAUUUAUAGUCCCACCUGUCCGGCGUCGUCGCCAGCUUGCUAACGUGGACGAUUUCAGUGUCAGUCAUGACUUGAAAUCACAACCAGCACGCAGACUGAAGCGAAAGGACGGUGUUACGGAUAAGGCACUCAUGCCACCUCCGCCGCUUCCGAAAUCUUCUCAGGGUGAGGUCGUUUCGCCACGACCUCGUCACCCAAAGCAGAUACACAAAUCUAAGGUUCAAAAACCGUCAAUACUCGAUAGAAACAUACUGCUAGAAAUGGAAGCCAUUCACUCUGGAGAUGAGGUUGAGGCCGGUUCCUCUGAUUCGGAGGGAGUCGAAAACAGUUCCGAUCGCGAAUUCGUAGUUGAUACCUCGGCAACUCAAAUAGAUACUGAUUAUGAUCAAAGUGCUGUCUACCGACAAGGUCUAUUCACCCAAGCACCUGCUGGGGGACCACAGUUCACAUCAGCUCCUAUUCGCAACGGUUACCUUGGACGAGGUAAAGGCAACAGUUUAACACAUGGUAACUUUUCUUCCUCUCCUUCAAGAGGAGAUGAACUGGACACCUAUUCCCUUGGGAGCUUUGUAGUGGACGACGAUGACGAGAUUCUGGAGGAGUCAAGCGAAUAA